AUGGCAGCCGCUGAGAUGGAGAGCGCGGGGGAAGGGGAGCUGGCCGAGCGCGUCUUGCUGAACGUGUCGGGCCUGCGCUUCGAGACGCGGCUGGGCACCUUGGACCAGUUCCCGGAGACGCUGCUGGGCGACCCGGCCAAGCGGCUGCGCUACUUCGACCCUCUGCGCAACGAGUAUUUCUUUGACCGGCACCGGCCCAGCUUCGACGGCAUCCUCUACUUCUACCAGUCGGGGGGAAAGCUCCGCCGGCCGGUCAACGUCUCCCUGGAGGUCUUCGCCGACGAGGUGCGCUUCUACCAGCUGGGCGAGGCGGCCAUGGAGCGGUUCCGGGAGGAGGAAGGCUUCCUGCGGGAGGGGGAGAAGCCUCUGCCCACCCACGAGUUCCAGCGUCAGGUCUGGCUGAUCUUUGAGUACCCCGAGAGCUCCGGCUCGGCCCGGGGCAUCGCCAUCGUCUCGGUCUUGGUCAUCCUUAUCUCCAUCGUCACCUUCUGCUUGGAGACUUUGCCGGAGUUCCAAGAGGAGCCGGCGGAGAUCCGGGAUCCCACGGGCCAGACGCCGCGCCCGAGCAUCCUGGCCGACCCUUUCUUCGUCAUCGAGACCACAUGUGUCAUCUGGUUCACCUUUGAGCUCCUGGUGCGCUUCUUCGCCUGUCCCAGCAAGCCCGAGUUCUCCAAGAACAUCAUGAAUAUCAUUGACGUGGUGGCCAUCAUCCCAUACUUUAUCACGCUGGGCACCGAGCUGGCUCACGAGCAGCAGAAGGGAGAACCUCAAGGGAACAGCGGAGGCCAGCAGCAAGCCAUGUCCUUGGCCAUCCUGAGAGUCAUCCGCCUGGUUAGAGUCUUCAGGAUCUUCAAGCUGUCCAGGCACUCCAAGGGCCUGCAGAUCCUGGGGCAGACCUUGAAAGCGAGCAUGAGGGAGCUGGGCCUCCUCAUCUUCUUCCUCUUCAUCGGCGUCAUCCUCUUCUCCAGCGCCGUCUAUUUUGCCGAGGCCGACGACCCGGAGUCCUACUUCUCCAGCAUCCCAGAUGCCUUCUGGUGGGCGGUGGUCACCAUGACCACCGUGGGCUACGGUGACAUGAGCCCCAUCACCGUGGGAGGAAAGAUUGUGGGCUCCUUGUGUGCCAUCGCUGGCGUGCUCACCAUCGCCCUGCCCGUGCCGGUUAUCGUGUCCAACUUCAACUACUUCUACCACCGGGAGACGGACCAAAGUCUUCUCCAAGAUGACCCGGGGAGCGUCCGCGGCAGCUCGGAUGACGAGGUGAAGAGUAAAAACUCCUCCUGCAAAUCCGUGGUGCACUUGGAGCACCUCGAUGAGACUCACAACGGGACCAGGUCUGUGGAGAAAGCCACCAUCAAAGCCAAUAGCACCCUAGAUCUUAGGAAGUCCCUCUAUGCACUUUGUAUGGAUUCGACCCGAGAAACCGAUUUGUAA
Molecule: messenger RNA, 1431 nt
Organism: Thamnophis elegans (Western terrestrial garter snake)
Lineage: Eukaryota; Metazoa; Chordata; Lepidosauria; Squamata; Natricidae
Product: potassium voltage-gated channel subfamily A member 5-like
Exons: 1
Coding region: 1-1431 (476 amino acids)
Biological process (GO): protein homooligomerization; potassium ion transmembrane transport
Cellular component (GO): voltage-gated potassium channel complex; membrane
Molecular function (GO): delayed rectifier potassium channel activity; protein binding
Source: RefSeq, a predicted model, not a curated record